GGGUGCUGGGAAGGGAGAGGGGCCGCGCGCGCCUCCGACUGCCGUUUUCUCCUCCCUUCCCGUCGCCCGGGGGAUGAGCCUCCGCGUCUGCCCGCCCCCAAUCCUGGGGCGGAGGCCUCGCGCAAAUUCGGGGCGCGGCGCGCCGGUGCAGGGUCUCGGCCGCAGCCGGCUCCUUCCCGCUCCGCCGCGGCCCCCGGAGCGGCCCCUCCAGCCCGCGGUUCCCACCGAGGCCCGAGGCGGGCUCGCCCCACAAGGAUGAACUGGACGGCCGCGACGUGCUGGGCUCUGCUGCUGGCCGCCACCUUCCUCUGCGACAUUGGCGCGGCCAAGGGCGGCCGUGGAGGGGCUCGCGGCAGCGCCCGGGGAGGGCUGCGCGGGGGCGCGCGCGGGACCCCGCGGGUGCGCGUGAGGCCGGCGCCCCGCUACGCGGGCUCCUCCCUGCGCGUGGCUGCGGCCGGGGCGGCGGCGGGGGCGGCGGCCGGCCUGGCGGCGGGUUCCGGCUGGAGAAGGGCCCCGGGCCCCGGGGAGCGCGGCCUGGAGGACGACGAGGACGCGGCACCAGGCGGCAACCGGACGGGCCAAGGCGUCUACAGCUACCGGGCGUGGACUUCGGGCGCGGGGCCCACCGGCGGCCCGCGCCUCUGCCUGCUGCUGGGCGGCGCCCUCGUUGCCCUGGGGCUCCUGCGGCCCUAGGCCUGGCCAGGCUCGGGGCCAGAUCCGGCCCCCAGCCCGCGCCCUCCCCGCAGGCCCCCCGCCCCGGAUCGGUCCCAGAGGCCGCCAGCGGCUGAGCGCCGCUUCCCACCGCUGCCGGCGGCCUCUGACCCAGAGACGCUGCCUGGGGGAUUCCAGCCAGCCCGGGCAGGAGCCGCGGCCUCUCCUAUGGGUGCCCACUGACGCCCCCGGUCCACCGCCCGGCCCAGGUCCCUCCCCAGCCUCCCCAUCCUACCGAAGGACCAGGGCCCUUCAGUCCCAGGAUGCCCCGCCUACCGCCUGGAUGCCAGGGUCUCCCCCCCCCCCCCACCCCCUCCACCGUCAGAAAAGCAGGUGCCAUCCCAUGCUUCCGGCAGCAUCCAGGCUGACGGCCCACCAUCUCUCCAGAGCUGCCCAAAGUGACGUGCAAGACCAGGCUGCUCAGGCCAUUCCGGCCCCCCUGAGGACCCUGUGGCCUCCCCCACAGAAGCAGCCAGAAUGGACCAAAGGAUUUGAGGACUUGGGGGGAGAGGUUUCCCUCCCAGGUUUUAGUGUGCCUACCACCUGUCGGGAAGAGGCCGUCUGCGGACUGGAGCCCAGGCGGGCCCAUCACUCUCUGGAGAAUCCCUGGAGCACCCCCUGCCACAGCAGCUGCCCCGGAGCCUGGCCAGCCCACCCUCAGGUCCAGAAGUGUGCCCCCUCACCAGGCAGACCCUCUCAAGGCCACUGCCAGGCGCCUCUUGGAGCCACUGUACUCUAACUUGAAACAAGUCACUUAACUCUUCUUGGGACCUGUUUGGGGGGGGGGGGGU
Molecule: messenger RNA, 1502 nt
Organism: Panthera uncia (snow leopard)
Lineage: Eukaryota; Metazoa; Chordata; Mammalia; Carnivora; Felidae
Gene: SPRN
Product: shadow of prion protein
Exons: 2
Coding region: 256-693 (145 amino acids)
Biological process (GO): protein import into nucleus
Cellular component (GO): nucleus; membrane
Molecular function (GO): nucleic acid binding
Source: RefSeq, a predicted model, not a curated record